GCCAAGAGCCGGCGCCGGCUCCUCCGCCCUCACCCCUCUCCCCCUCAGCCGGGGGCUGCGCGGGGCGCUCAGGGGCCGGAGCAGGGACGGCCGGAGGGCAGCCAGGCCCCCCGCGGCCCGGCCACCCCCCUCACGGGAGCGGCGGCGGGAAGAACGGGAGGAAGGAGGAGCGGGAGGAGCGGCGGCGGCCCGCCGUCGCUAUGGCAACGCAACGGCCGCAAACCGCUCCCGGGGUGCGCUGCGACGGCGGCCGAGCCCACCGGCGCGGGGUCGGAGCCGGAACGCCGGGAGCAGGCGCGACGCGUCGCUUCGAAGGCGGGGGUGUUGCACAGCGCGAGGAGAAGGGGUGCGGGGUCAGGUUUUAGGAGGUGGAAACCGGGCGCAACGGGCCACCAGAGGAGCCCCCUUGCCCACGCCAUGCCUCUCUUCGGGAGCACCUUCAGCCCAAAGAAGACCCCCCCCAGGAAAUGCGCCUCCCUCUCCAACCUGCACUUGCUGGAUAGAUCGACCCGGGAGAUUGAGCUGGGCUUGGAGUACGGCAUCCCCACCAUGAACCUCGCCGGCCAGAGCCUGAAGUUUGAAAAUGGCCAGUGGGUGGCAGAAGCAGGAAGCUUCACUGGGGACCGCAGGGAGAUGCAGCGCUUGCGCAAACGAAACCAGCAGCUCGAGGAAGAAAACAACCUCCUUCGGCUGAAAGUGGAUAUUCUGCUGGACAUGCUCUCCGAGACCACGGCCGAGUCCCACCUGAUGGAGAAGGAGCUGGAGGAGCUGAAGAACCACAGCCGGAGGAGGAAGUGAAGAAGAAGAGGCAGCUGGAGCUGGGGUGGGGGGGGGGGGGAGCAAGGAGGCAGACGCCGGGGCUGGUUUGGGGUGCCCAGCCGCGCAGGUGCUGCCCGUAGGUACUUCAUUCCGCGGCACCACGCGUAGCAAGAUGCUGCUGGUACCGCGUGGUGCUGCUGGUACUGUGUAACGGCUGGCUCAGCACCCCAACAAGGCACGCCGCCACGCUGUUAAUUCACGCUCGACGUUUUUUGGUCCUUUCUGCCCCUUGGAGCACUUUACCUUGCUGAGUUUCCUCGCCGCAGCCCAGCAGUAGGUACCCUCUUUGCUAAGGCACCCUGAGGACAGGCGGUGGAGCAGCUCCACCUCCGGGUGGGGGCCCUUCCCCGCCUGCUGUGCUGAAAAACGCAAGGAGACCCAGCCGUCCCCCCCCCCCCCCCCCCCCCCCCCAAACUUUUCCCCUGCGGGAGGGCUUGCAGAAGCUUCACCGCUUGCCUUGGGCGAGCAGGACGCAGGAGCUGCUUGUUCUCAAGGUUUUUGCAGACCGUGUCUGAAAAAAAAAAAUUACAAUCAAAA
Molecule: messenger RNA, 1356 nt
Organism: Tyto alba (common barn owl)
Lineage: Eukaryota; Metazoa; Chordata; Aves; Strigiformes; Tytonidae
Gene: CBY1
Product: chibby family member 1, beta catenin antagonist
Exons: 5
Coding region: 418-798 (126 amino acids)
Biological process (GO): negative regulation of Wnt signaling pathway
Cellular component (GO): nucleus
Source: RefSeq, a predicted model, not a curated record